Fomitiporia mediterranea MF3/22 is the source of this 522-nucleotide messenger RNA. RefSeq names its product Ctr copper transporter. The annotation marks the transcript as partial. Gene Ontology annotation, molecular function: copper ion transmembrane transporter activity. The transcript has 4 exons. Gene Ontology annotation, biological process: copper ion transmembrane transport. Gene Ontology annotation, cellular component: membrane. NCBI's taxonomy places the organism in Eukaryota, Fungi, Basidiomycota, Agaricomycetes, Hymenochaetales, Hymenochaetaceae. The record is from RefSeq and is a predicted model, not a curated record.
AAUACACAGAUUAUUGAUACUUGUAUCGUCUUUCCUCAAUGGCACAUCCGCUCACACACCUCCUUCGUCCUCUCCUUCUUUGCUAUCAUCGCCCUUGGGGUGUUCUACGAGUGGCUUCGCGCCUUCGCGAGGAGGGUGGAUAAGUCGGUUGCGAGGUCGAUCGUUUCUUCGGAUGCUGCCGCGAAGGGAAAGACUCGGGUGGUGAGUGGACGAAGGAGCCCCCCUCUGGGUCAUGCGCAUGGUGAUGAUGAUGCUGAUGAGGGUGCGGGUCUUUUGUCGGGUGUGUCGUUGAAUGGGAAGGCAGUGCCACCUUUUUCUCGUGCACUUCGAGCUGUAUUGUACGGCGCGACAGUAUUCCUGUCUUUCUUCCUCAUGUUGGUCUUCAUGACAUACAAUGCAUACCUUAUUCUUGCAGUCGUGCUCGGUGCCUCCCUAGGACAUUACUACUUGAACGCAAAUAUGGAUGCUGACGCUGUUUUGUUCGGUGGAAGCGGGAACGAUAAGGGGAUGGCUUGUCAUUAA